Polistes dominula (European paper wasp) is the source of this 1120-nucleotide messenger RNA. Its product is annotated as phospholipase A1 1. NCBI's taxonomy places the organism in Eukaryota, Metazoa, Arthropoda, Insecta, Hymenoptera, Vespidae. The record is from RefSeq and is a predicted model, not a curated record. Gene Ontology annotation, biological process: lipid catabolic process. Gene Ontology annotation, molecular function: lipase activity.
AAUAUUUUCAAACCCGGAUGAUUAUAUUUCCACAGUAAAGAAAAAUCAGAAAGGAUGAAUUUCAAAUAUUCGAUAUUAUUCAUAUGUUUUGUGAAAGUGUUAGAUAAUUGUUACGCGGCUGAUGAUUUGACCACCCUGAGAAAUGGUACCUUGGACAGAGGCAUCACUCCGGAUUGUACUUUUAAUGAGAAAGAUAUUGAGCUACACGUUUACUCAAGGGAUAAACGAAAUGGUAUUAUUCUUAAGAAAGAAAUUUUAAAGAAUUACGAUCUGUUUCAAAAAUCUCAAAUAUCACAUCAAAUUGCAAUUCUUAUACAUGGUUUCCUUUCAACUGGGAAUAACGAAAAUUUCGAUGCAAUGGCGAAAGCUUUGAUAGAAAUAGAUAAUUUUCUUGUAAUUUCGGUCGACUGGAAGAAGGGUGCUUGCAAUGCUUUUGCUUCAACUAAUGAUGUUUUGGGUUACUCCCAAGCCGUUGGAAACACACGUCACGUUGGAAAAUAUGUAGCUGAUUUUACAAAAUUAUUAGUAGAACAAUAUAAAGUGCCGAUGUCGAAUAUACGAUUGAUCGGCCAUAGUUUGGGUGCGCAUACUUCAGGUUUUGCAGGAAAAGAAGUUCAAAGGUUAAAAUUAGGAAAAUAUAAGGAAAUAAUCGGGCUUGAUCCUGCUGGACCGUCUUUUCUAACGAAUAAAUGUCCAAACAGACUUUGCGAAACAGACGCAGAAUAUGUUCAAGCUAUACAUACAUCAGCCAUAUUAGGAGUAUAUUAUAACGUUGGUAGCGUUGAUUUUUACGUGAAUUAUGGAAAAAGUCAACCUGGUUGCAGCGAACCAUCCUGUUCUCAUACGAAAGCCGUGAAAUACCUGACUGAGUGUAUAAAACGUGAAUGUUGUUUAAUUGGAACACCAUGGAAGAGUUAUUUUAGCACGCCAAAACCAAUUUCUCAGUGCAAAAGAGACACCUGUGUUUGCGUUGGACUGAACGCUCAAAGUUAUCCUGCUAAAGGCUCAUUUUAUGUACCUGUUGAUAAAGAUGCACCUUAUUGCCAUAACGAAGGCAUUAAACUGUAAUUGUAAACAAUAGAAAAUGUAUAAAUAAUAAAUGAAUAAAUGAACAGUCAAA